CUUUUACGAAGUACUCAUCGAAAAUAACAAAACCGCACCUGGCCUUGCCGGUGACAGAGGUGCCAAGCCAACGUUUUUUUCAAAAAAAUUUUUUAUUUAUUUUUCACGAGGUUUAUUCAAAAAAUUUUAAUUUUACCAUAAAUUUAAUAAAAAUUGUCGUUUUAAAUACAUAAUUUACAAUUAAUCUGCAUUAGAAGGCGAUAUUUAAGCAAUAUACGUUGUAGCUGUCCUAAAAUCGGAUUCUUGAACGAGUAUUACACAUCACUGAGUAAUUAUUAGAGAAACGGAAUGACCAGUGAACCGGUUCAGUGAUUACUCCAGAGCCGAACGAUAUAGCUACAGCAGGUGUAAAUCAGCCCGCCAAAAUCUUCUCAGAUACCGGUUGUCUGGACUUUAUCGAACACUAUGAAACCCAAACGUAAAACAGAUUUAUAUACGUCCAAACCAAAGGCUACUCAGAGACGUAACAGUUUACUACGUUCAAAAGAUGAACUUCGACGUAGAAGUGUACGGAUAGUUUUGUCACCUUUGCCUAAUUUGUCACCCUUCAAAUCUAUCAGAAAAUCUAUAACGAAUUUCUCGCCGAGAAGAAGCGUUUUGUUGAUAGAUCGACGUAGUUUAAUUGAUGAAAGCUCGAAAUCCGACCAAACGAAGGAACAAAAUGAGGAAAUACGUAUUCAAGUUGUUACUCCUAGAUUAAAAAAACGCAGGAGUUCUAAACGUAAAAAUGAAGCUGAGAAAUUACAAGAAGAAUCAUCGAAAACAUGUUCGAACGAAGGGAAUAUCUUCAAUACUCGACGAGCCUUACGUUCGAGAUUAAUUUUGACUCCGAAAUCACCUCUAGUCCGAGUAAAGCGAUCUGCUCAACAAAUGAAAUCUCGAAAGAUCAGUUUAACUUCAUUAAAUAAAUUCCUGAGUCGCGACGUUGUAAUCGAGCUUGAAAGAGCAGCACCUCGUAGCGAAGAAUCGCCGGAAAAAAGUCCACCGGAGGCUGAAGUACCAGAACCUACCGUUCCUGUCGAUAAAAACGAAGUUGAUUCUCUUCAGAAGCAAAUUUUGCCAAAACGCGACGUCAGAAUCAUUUUAGAAAAGUUACCACCGACGAUUACAUCUUCUAAAGAAGUUGAAACCGAAGAAGAUGUUUCUAGCCCGUCAUCGUCUCCUUCGAAAAGAACCGCUUCGUGUUUAGAACCACCUAAAAGAGAAACCAGUAAGGUCUUCAAGAGCUCUGAACACGCACCUCUUCGAGAAAUUCGAAUUAUGCUGGAUAAGUUACCGGAUACCGUAUUCACUUCGGCGAUCGAAACUCCUCGUUUGAAUGAAACCGAUACCAGACCUAUUGAUAUGGAAGAAGUUGACGAAGGAGUCAAAGUUUUAUCGCCUGAAAUUGUCAAAGAUCUUGCCCAUGAUGUGGAUGAUCAUAGCGAAAUACCAACUCCUACGACUGAGAUUGCUCCCGAACAGUUAUUCAGCCCAGUUACUCCGAUUGUUGUUUCGGAGUCUCAGCCUUCUCCAGUCAGUACUCCUGCCUCAGGUGCAGUUGAUAAUAUCGAGACUGGUGGUAAAAAGACGCCCAAAUCAUUAGAUAUACCUCUUCGUCGAGUGACAAUCGUGAAAUCCAAGUUUGCCAAGUUGAAUCGAGCUUUGGAUAGUUCUCCUGAUGUAACUCCGGUUAAAGUUCGUCCAACUUCUACGUAUUUGUUUUCUCCCUCCGUCAAAUCAAAAUCUGCUAAAAGUAACGAAGCUACGACCCAGGCAUCGGACAAUACCUCGUCUUUGGAACCUUCGAUUGUGGAUGUUGUAUCAGCGUCGUCGAGUUCAACGGUUGAAAAUGAGGCUUCGGUUUCAGAAAGCUCUCAAUCAGCUGUGCCUCCUCCAAGCUGUAAAAUAUCGUCUGCAACGCUUGAAUCGAAAUCGCGUACUGACGCAGCUAAUAUUUCGCAUCGAAACGAACCUAUCAAGUUGAAGUUGAAAUUCUCCAAAACGAAGCAAAUGUACGUUCCAAUGUCUACAGUUUCAUCUGAACUGAGCUCCGGUACGAGUAAAUUAUCAAAAUCGCAGAAUAAAGCUGAAUCAGUGGCGGUGAAAAAAAUACCAAAGACGUCUGCCGCUUCGACGCUCAAGAAACCCGAAUCCGAGCAACCAUCGGUCGAAUCGCCACCAUGUUCUCAAGCUAUUCCACUCUGUACGGAAAUCAGUUCUCCUUUGAGUCGAGGCCAACUUCUAACCGCGAAAUCAUUAGCAUCUAGUCCAAACCCAACGAGAAUGAUUUUGGCGAAAUCUCCGUCACAUUUGACUCAAUCAGCGAAGUCUAACGUUAGUAAAAACACCGGCGCAAAAACUCCUUCGAAAUCGCCACUAAACAGAGGGCGUAUGCUGACUGAGCAGUCUCUGGCUGCGAGUCCAAAACACGCAGCUUCUGGGUCAGCUGGUUCGAUUCUGCAACGUAGCCAUUCCAACAUGUCCUCCGGUUCGAAAGCGAUGCAAAAUGUGACGUAUAGGCAAAAAUGGGCUUCCGCCGGUGACCUAUUGAGAGCGUCGUCGAAAGAAAGAGAUGGUAAAAUGAAUACCAAAAGUGAUACAGAUUUGUCAACUGUGAUUACUCCUCUUGAUCCACUUCCAACGACGGGAGUAUUUUCCAAUGCUAGAACAUGCGCUUCUAUUUUAUCCACCCUCAAAAGCGCAGACAGGAAUAAAUCUAAAUCAGCUCCGGAAAAAUUACCUCAACGAUCAACCGCCGAAGUAACCAGACCCUCGUAUUUGUCGCCGAAAACUCCAACAGCCGAGUCUGGUUCUCGUUCGCAGCCAGAUUUAUCGGAAAAAUUAUCCAAAGUGCAGAUCGAUUCGACAAAAACUGGCUCGGAAUCAUCUCAACCACCAAAGACGACAUUUCACAUACCGAAGGUUAAACCUGGCGAUUCGUUUAAUUUCAAGAAACCAAUCACACCUCCACCUUCAUCAUCCCUUCCGAAGUCUGGUUUUACUCCAUCGCCGCCAACCAAAGCAUCACUGGUGGGAGCAGUUUUGGGCACACCUACGUUUGUUUCAAGUUCAAACACUGCACCGCGCUAUGCUCGACAAUUACCUACUAAAUUUCCGAGAACCGGUAAUUCGAAUACUUUUUCGGCGAAAUCUAACAUGUUCCGUUCUGUAUCGUCUUCAGCAAGACCUCAUUAUGUUCCCGGGUCACAAGCAUCUUCAGCAAAGCCUCCUCAAGCUUCUUAUUAUCAUUCGUCUGCGAUUAAGCCACCUUAUACUGCUCAGUCCCUUCCUGCGAAACCAACACACCCUUCGAGUUUUUAUUCUGCCCCAAACGUAGGCACAUUGACGAAAUUUAACGAUCCUCGUCUACAUUCUGCGAGCGUAUCCACAUCUGCGAGAUCCAACGAUCCUCGUCUGCAUUCUGCGAACGUAUCCGCAUCUGCGAAAUCCAACGAUCCUCGUCUACAAGCUGCGAAUGUACCUGCAACAUCGACCAAAUCCAACGAUCCUCGUUUACAAGCUCCUAACGUAUCUACAACAUCGACCAAACCCAGCGAUCUUCGUUCGCAAGCUGUAAACGUAUCCGCAACAUCGACGAAACUCGACGACCUCCAUUUACACGACGCAGACGUGCCCUCAUCGCCACAACCGAGCGACCCUCGUUUACACCUAUCGACUGCAGCUAAAUCUCAUUCUUCCAAUAUCGAACUAUCGAUCAUCAAACCUUACUCUUCAACUUCCGAUCCACCAUUAUCAACCAAAUCCACCUCCAUUCCACCUUAUCAACCACCCCCCAGCAAAUCUAAAACACCCAUUACAACGCCUGCUGCUCCUAAAUCACAUCUACCUUUUAAACCUCCUAUUACAACACCUGCUGCUCCUAAAUCACACCUACCUUUUAAACCUAUCACUGAUUAUAAACCUGCAUCUGUCAAGACUCCGUCCACUAAUAAAUCUAAACCUCGUACCUUUAAAACCGCUUACAUGUCGUCGAGAUCAUCGAACAACGACAGUUUCUCGAAAUGUUUACCAUCCGGACCUCAAUACUCGCCCUCUUAUUCGAAAUACUUGCAGAAUGGAUUCUCUUAUAUACCCAAAGCUCAGUAUAAGGUGCCGGAAGCGCCGAAACCGGCUGCACCGAAACAAAAACCGCCCAGCCCGGGAACCAACGAAAUACUCCGAUGGUCGACUUCGAGACCGUGGAACGUGAAUAAACCUACAGCUUCUCCUCCGGUCGGUCCUUCUGGCUCGCUGACAGCUUCUGUUCUCUCGUCUAAUCCGGCUUACUCGCCUUUAUGUCCUCAGUUCGAUAGUCAGGGAACGACUUAAGUAUUGGUAUUUUGAGAUUGCCAAAGUAAUCGAAUACGAAAAUUUAACGAAUUAUUUUAUCAUUAUUGUAAUAUUUAUAAAAACGAAAUCUAUUAUACUCCUUGAUGAAUAUGUUACGUAUACGGACGAUAUUGUCGUAUUAUGUUUGUGAUUUUAUUGUUGUCGUUAUUUUAUUAUAUUUUUUAUUUUAAGUUAUUUAUCGUAGUUGUAAUCGUAGGUAUUUAAAGCACCGAAUAAAUAGUUUUAUCUGGGGAUUA
Planococcus citri (citrus mealybug) is the source of this 4568-nucleotide messenger RNA. RefSeq names its product mucin-2-like. The transcript has 6 exons. Lineage: Eukaryota; Metazoa; Arthropoda; Insecta; Hemiptera; Pseudococcidae. Bases 406 to 4311 code for a protein of 1301 amino acids. The record is from RefSeq and is a predicted model, not a curated record.